Cuculus canorus (common cuckoo) is the source of this 1333-nucleotide messenger RNA. RefSeq names its product homeobox B6 (gene HOXB6). The transcript has 2 exons. The record is from RefSeq and is a predicted model, not a curated record. The coding region runs from base 14 to 682 and encodes 222 amino acids. Gene Ontology annotation, cellular component: nucleus. Gene Ontology annotation, biological process: anterior/posterior pattern specification; regulation of transcription by RNA polymerase II. NCBI's taxonomy places the organism in Eukaryota, Metazoa, Chordata, Aves, Cuculiformes, Cuculidae. Gene Ontology annotation, molecular function: RNA polymerase II cis-regulatory region sequence-specific DNA binding; DNA-binding transcription factor activity, RNA polymerase II-specific.
AAGGCUCCUUCCAAUGAGUUCUUAUUUUGUCAACUCGACCUUCCCGGUGAGUCUGGCUGCGGGGCAGGAGCCCUUCCUGGGACAGAUCCCGCUAUAUCCCUCGGGCUAUGCGGAUCCUUUGAGGCACUACCCCACCACCUAUGGAGCCACGGGCGUCCAGGAGAAGGGCUAUACCUCCUCUCCUUACUACCAGCAAAGCAACGGAGCCUACAGCCGCAGCUCCGCCUGUGACUAUGGGGCCGGCGGGUUUUUCAGGGAGAAGGACCCUGCCUGCGGCCCCCCCGCCCUCGACGAGGUCCCCUUCGCCCCCGAGCCGCGCAAGUCGGACUGCGCUCAGAGCAAAACUGUGUUCGGAGAGAGCGAGGAGCAAAAGUGUUCCGCCCCGGUUUACCCCUGGAUGCAGCGGAUGAACUCUUGCAAUAGUUCCUCCUUCGGGCCCAGCGGCCGCAGAGGCCGCCAGACCUACACCCGCUACCAGACGCUGGAGCUGGAGAAGGAAUUCCACUUCAACCGCUACCUGACCCGGCGCCGGCGGAUCGAGAUCGCCCACUCCCUCUGCCUGACGGAGCGGCAGAUCAAAAUCUGGUUCCAGAACCGCAGGAUGAAGUGGAAAAAAGAGAAUAAAUUGCUUAACUCCUCGCAGCUGAGCGCGGAGGAGGAGGAGGAGAAAACGGCGGAGUGAACGUAUUAUUUAAAACACACACAACAACAGCAACAACAAAAAAAAAGGGAGUGAGUGAGUGUGUGAGAGCCGAGAGGAUGAGGGGGGAGUGGGCUGGCUGCGAGGACAGGGAGAACUUGCACAUUGGUGGGACAAGCCCUCUGCAGCAGGGGCAACAGCCAGAAAGUUUGGGCCACCAAUGCCAUGGACUCGUGUUCGCAGUGAUCUGUCGUGACCAGGAAAAAAAAAAAUAAUCAGGCUUCUAGUUGCGUUUUUUAAUUAUUUUUCCUCCUUCCCAGUCCUCCCUCCCCUCCUCCCCCCAGAGAGAAAAUAAUAAUAAUGAAAAAGGAAUGAGAUAGAGAGAGAGAGAGAAGGGAGGAAAGAAAGGGAUAGAGAAAAGACACACACACAAAAAAAAAAAGGACUCCUACCCGUGUUUCUACCCUUGGUGUCACUGUUAGUAAUCUGCUAACUCUUGUAUUUAAUGGAAGUGCUGCAAUAUAUGUCAUUUGGGGUGUUUAUUGUCUUAAUUUUGUAAAAAUGUUUCAUGCACGGUUGACAUAGGGUUUAUUUUUUUUUUCAUUUUUACUUUUUUUUUUUCCCCCUCCUUUGGUAAAUUAAUCAAGCCCUGAGGUCUUUGUAAUUAGGGUUUGUGGUUUUGUUUUGUUUUAU